Molecule: messenger RNA, 1527 nt
Organism: Notothenia coriiceps (black rockcod)
Lineage: Eukaryota; Metazoa; Chordata; Actinopteri; Perciformes; Nototheniidae
Gene: trh
Product: thyrotropin-releasing hormone
Exons: 3
Coding region: 131-943 (270 amino acids)
Biological process (GO): positive regulation of insulin secretion; positive regulation of gamma-aminobutyric acid secretion; eating behavior
Cellular component (GO): extracellular region; secretory granule
Molecular function (GO): thyrotropin-releasing hormone activity
Source: RefSeq, a predicted model, not a curated record
CCGGCCCAGGUCACCAAACGCUGCGAGAGGCUGAGAGCAACGAGCAUCAACGCGAGCUCAACAGAGGAGACACUUUGGACACUUCCCAGAUCAUAAUCUAUUUCUUCAUCAGAAGACCACCCACAUUACCAUGAAGUCGACAUGUCUGCUCCUCUUGGCUUCUCUCGUGGUCUGCAACAUGACUGUGUGUGGAGGACAGGGCUUCCCCACUGAGGAGGAGACAGACGGCAGGACCAUAGACGACAUCAUACUACAGAGAGCAGAGAGUCUCCUGUUACGGUCCAUUCUCAGGAAGAUGCAGGAUGAAUACGGCAGAAACGAAGGGUCUUCUUCUCAGACAGAAUGGAUGACAAAACGACAACAUCCCGGUAAGAGGUACAUCGAGGAUUUGGAGAAGCGGCAGCAUCCGGGGAGGAGAGAAGAAGAUGAGGAUGAACAGUACGUGGAUGUUCAAAAGAGACAGCAUCCGGGCAAACGCGAAGAUGAAAUGCACUCUUUCAUGGAGCUCCAGAAAAGGCAGCACCCGGGGAAGCGCGUCACGAUGGAACACGUUUCUGAAAACCCCAUUGUGCUCCUGAGUGAACUUUCAAAACGGCAACACCCGGGGAAGCGCUACCUGGUACUGCACAGCAAACGCCAGCACCCAGGUAAGCGCAACUUCGAGGAUGAGGAGGACGACGGGGACUGGGACGCGGAUUCAGAUGGUUACGAAGAGUUCGCCGAGUUAGAAAAGCGUCAGCACCCAGGGAAACGGUUUUUGGAUAACUCCAGUCCGGAUUUAGGCACGAACAGUCCCUGUGAUGUAUUGGACCCUACGAGCUGCAGCAAGACCAAUCUGCUGCUCGACCUUUUAGACAACAUCAACAAGAGCCAUGUCGAGGAGAAGAGACAACACCCGGGCAAAAGGUUUGCACCCGAGGAGGAUUUAGUGGAAGCAGAGUAGAGUAGGUUAAACGGUCUGGUGCCCGUGCACUGUUUUAUUGUAAACAAAUAAAUGUGUAAAUGAAGUGACCAUAAAUAAUUAUGAAAAAUGAAAAAAUAUUUUGUGCUACCGUUUUUCUUUGAGCGACAGCAUAAUGUAUCAUCGUUGCAAAACAUCUCUGCUGUUUUUUUUGGGAUGGCGAAAUUGUCUUUAUAUAUCUAAAUAUCGCUGAUUAUGGUUUUCAUUAGAGUACGUGUCAUAUCUUGAACUUUAUUAAGGAAUUAUUAUUAUUAGAAAUAUUAACUCUUUAUUUUAUUAAUUAGUCAAUUAUGGUAACAGAAGAAUGACACCUUCAGUCUCCUGGCUUUGGCGAUGUUGCCUCUGUGAGGAAACACACGCUUGUCAGUGCAUCCUGAAAUAUGAUCUAUGGAAGUGUGUUUACGACUUUGCAGAGGACAUCCCUUGAUUGGUUGAUUUAUGUUUAUUUAUUUUAUACUUCUGUAUAAUAUAAUGAAUACCACCGCAACUAUAAAGUUUCACUGAUUAUUUUUCUACAUAUAAAUUGCAUGAAUUAAUUUUAUUUAACCUAUUGUUGUAAAUUCAAA